UGCCUGAAUUCUUUGGUACAACCCUGCAUGUGCAGCAGUGACAGAGGAAAAUUACGGAACAGUAAUAAUUGAUAUUUGCAGUUUACCUGUAAACUAUUGUGUUUAAACAAUUGUAAACGAAUUUCAAGGAAAUAACCUAAAAACAGGUCCUGACCUGAAGUUGAGUUGCAUACAUUCGAUCGACUUUAACGGAGAUUUCAUAAUCUUUAAAAUAUUCAGUCCUCAUUUGUAGCAAGCCAAUCUGGAUGGUAGGAAAAUUGUAAGGGGAACAAAAAUACUAAUUCGUGAGGGUGAUGUUGGCAUAUGCUUCUUAGUAUUGUAAAAUUAUGACAGUGUGAGAAGGUGGCAACGAAGCUCGUAGCAAAGGAAGUGUGCAGUGAAAACGAAAUUAACCAAAUGUCGCCGUGAAGCGGAAUUGUGUAGAAAAACGCAUCCACGACCAAAUAUAAAAGGAAGCGAAAAAACCUGCAUGAGCGAAGAGGAAUGAAUAGUAAAAACGUAUGAGGAAGAAGCAACAUCAGCAAAAAAUUUGCCAACCAUAAUUUAAAACCAAGCUUAAUAAAGAAGUAAAAGAGUUAACUUCACUGUGGAAAAAGUGAUUAAAGUUAAUUGUGUACUACUAUAAUACAUAUUUUCACAAAGCGAAAAAUAAAGUAAAUAUUGAACGCAACAUCGAUUACGGUGACGUCGUGUGUGUGUGGUUUCGAUUGCGAUAAUUGCAUAAAAAUUAUAUCAAAGAACUGACAAAGUGUGAAACGUUCCUUUCAUUUCGUGUUUCUGAUAUAUGGAACUUUUUUGAUAAUUAAAAUAUAUCAUUAAACUAUCAAAACAAAGCAGGUCUGGUAGAAUUUGUUAAAUUAAAUUAAAGAUAAAAACGUGCUCACUAAAACACAGGAGAUAUUUUGUCGUGAACAAAGUACCGUAGUGCAUCUUAGCGUUGCGACCGGGAGAAAUAGAAGUGGAGCAAGUAUCGACGACGACGUACAACUAAAAGAGGCACAAGCGAAAGUGCCACUUUGUCAUUUAUUGUUGUGAAUUUCAACACCACAUCAUUAUGAAUACCAAUAGCAAUAAACGCAAAAAUCGCCCUGGUGGCGUAGGACGUUACGUGACCGAUAAUCGUCAAUUGCAACAACACCAACAGCAUUCAAAUAAAGGACGUACGCAAGCACAGGGAGUGUAUAAAAACACUCAUUUCAUUCACGCGGCCACAUCGUUAGUUGGCAGUCUUGUCCAAGUUCGCUUACGUUCGGGUAAUAUUUACGAGGGCGUAUUUCACACUUUCUCGCCAAGUUUUGAUGUAGCUCUGGAAUUACCAUUAUGCAUUAAAACAAAUAAAAACGAAGAUGAGGGUAAGCAUGUCCCGAAUCAUAUGAUUUUUCCUUGUGAUACAGUAGUGAAUAUAUCGGCAAAAGAUUUCGAUUCUCGUUAUGCCACAACGAGAACUUUUGCAACGGACGGUGCAAUCUCUGAAAAAUUUAAUGGUAUUCGAUUUGAGGAGAAAGAACUCGAGCCAUGGGAUGCGUCUGGUAUGAAUGGCGACGUCGACAUAGAAUUAGACGGUGCCGCGAAUGGUUGGGACCCAAAUGAUAUGUUUAGGCAAAAUGAACACGUCUUUGGAGUUCAAUCGACAUUUGAUGAUUCGUUGUCUUCAUAUACUGUUCAACUUGAUAAAGUAGAUUCUGAUGAGUUUAAAGAAGCGGAGGCCAAGGCCGAGAAGUUGGCUGCAGAAAUCGAAAGCAAUCCUAUCUACAGAGAGCGUGUUGAUUUAGAGAAUGGGGAUGAGGAGACUCUAUUCGCUGCAGUGGAACGACCGAGUAGCGAAAUAGACCGUGAACGUGAAAGAGAACGUGAUUUAGAACGUGAACGAGAGCGGGAACGCGAGCGGGAGAGAGAAAAGGAGAGAGAGCGAGACCGGGAACGUGAACGGGAUCGUGAACGAGAACAACGUGAUAGAGAACGCGAUCGCGAACGUGAUGAUCGAGAACGGAGCAAACGUCCAGGUACAAGCGCGUAUGAUCAUCGGGAAAUUGUGGCUGAACGAUAUAUAACAAAACCAACGCGCAGUAUAACCGGUCCGCCACCGCCUGUGGCUAUGGCUUCCACCAAUUCAAACUCUUCGACCGUAUCUUCACAAACCAGCGGCAAUGGUCCCACACAACGAGGUCAUAUGGAUCGUGGAUGUAGUGUCAAUAGCGGUGGUAACAUUGAUAUAAUGGGUGGCGAGCGCAUGGUAAACGCACCGGCUUCCUCAAGUAUGGGUCAGCCGCAGCAAACGCAGCAACAGCAAACCAGCUCAAUACAAUCGUCAUCCGGUGGUAUGACAGGAAGCAUAAAAAAUACAUCGUCGUUACCUCUGUCAUCAAACACUGGAAUAGUCAGCGGCUCGGAUGGUGGCAACAAAUAUGGUGGCGGUUCAAUGAUGAAGCGCAAAACAGUCCCACAGGGUAAACAAAUGUUGCGCAAUGCACCGAUAACCAAUAAUUCUAACACCCAAUCGGGCGUUGGUGGCAGCGGUGGUAACAUGGCUCAAGGGAGUGUUGGAAAUCAGUCAAAUGUUGGUGGCGGAAAAGUUGGCAAUUAUCAACAAAUGCCAAUUCAAAACCAAGCUCCUAUGCAAAAUUAUCCGCAAAUUAUCCAUGGAUCGUCUCAAUACAGAAACCAGCAACACAUAGGCGGACCGUCAAAGGUUAAUGGCGACUCUAACCCGAACUCGGGCAAACCAAUGCCGCAUCGUAAUAUGCGUCAGUAUCAAAGUACUCAAACAAAUUCUCCGUUGAACUACAACGAUUCGCACAAUCAGGUUUCAAUGGCAAAAUCACAUGGGCCUCCACACGGUCAACAACAAAUUGGUGGUCCCUUGGGUGUUAACAACAGCACUUCACCACCUUUACAAACUGGCGGCGGGGGUCCCCAUAAUCAUCCACAGUCUCAAAGUGGUGGAUUAGUCAUGGCAGGACCACCUAAUCAACCACCACCUCAGCCGCAGCGACAAAUGCGGAAUCAAAUGCAAGACUUAAGGCAGUUUGCACAAGAUUUUCAGCUGGCGAACAGUACAUCAACGUCGCCGCCUCAACAGUCACAGCAAACGCAACCCUCACUGCAGCAACAACAACAACAACACCUGAAUUUGGGUAAAGGAGCGGGUCACCAACCACAACCUUCGGUUUCGCCGCCACAGCAGCCUCAACAAAUAAUUGUGCAGCAACAGCAAACGCAGCCGCAUAUAAAUAUGCAACAUGUACAACAGCAGCAUCACAAUCAACAUCAUGCAUCGCCCCCACAACAAACGCAGCAGCAGCACUACGUACCGUCACAUUUGACGCAACAGCAGCAACCACAACAACAGCAUGGACCGCCACCUGUACAGCAGCAAUCACAGUCGCAGCAGCAACAAAAAGGGCAUUUGCAUCAACAACAGCAACAGCAACCGCCUCCGUCUAUGCAAUCACAUCAACAUCAGCAACAACCGCCAGCACAACCAUCUACUCCUUUGCCACAGGAGCCACCACAGCAACAGGGCAUGUAUCAUGUGUCGCCGCCACAGCAGCAACCUGCGCAACCAUCACAAUUACAGCAGAGUUCACCGCCGGUGGCAGAUACCCCACCACAGCAGCAUCAGCAACAGCAAUCGGCACAACAAGUGAAUAAGAUGGAGGCCACACCAGUGACAACAGUCACACCGGUGAGCAACACGUCACCAAACACCGCAACAGAUAAACUGACCACGCCUCCUGGCACUGCUGCAUCGUCCACAGCGACUAGCAGUGUUACUGCGACUGGUACAACAACUGUUAAAAAGACACACGUCUUAAAUCCGUCGGCGAAACCGUUCACACCACGAAGCCCCAGUACCCCGAAUCCAUCACGUCCGCACACCCCGCAGACACCAGUGCCGAUGCAAAACAUCUACACGACCGCUACGCAUGUGCAAGCUGGUAGCCAAACGCCCAUGUAUGUGAUGCAAUCACAGCAGCCCGCAUUCCAAGCACCAACGCAUCCACAGACGGGACAACAACCACGCAUGCGUAGGGGCAACUAUGGUCCGAUGGCGGCGUCACAAACUCACGUUUCAGCAACAACAGCUACCGGACAACCUUUGCUGGCAGCAGCACCCAUACAACAGUUCAUACAUUACCAACAAACGCCACAUGCGCCACAUUUCCAAUCGCAGCCAUAUGUUAAUGUGCGCAUGUAUGAACCACCACCACAGCAGUUGCAAUUCAUAACGCAAACACCACCAUCAACUACACCGUCCCCAGGACAGCCGCAUCAGACGUUCCAUCCGCCACCACAGCCUUCCCCUGCUGGCGGAGGCCCGCAACCGACCUUCGCGCCACAAACACAGCCCAUGUACCCUGUCGUGUAUCCCGUAUUACAUUCGACACAAAUCAUGCCGAAUCACUACUAUUCGACGACGCCACAGCAUCCACAACAAACGCAGCCGUUUCAAAUACUGAUGCAACAGCAUCCAGCGCAGUAAAAGUUUACGUAACGACAACAACAAAAACGAAACACAUAUUUAUCAUAAAACAGGGAAGGAGCGGUCACGCGGUGGAUACAAGAAGAAGCACUGAAAAUGUGAAAUGGGAGGGAAGAUGAAGUCAUGCUGCGGCUGAUUAUAAACAUUCAUAUUAAAUACUAUAGAAAAGUAUAAGAAGUAUAUAGACGCGAAUUAUUUAUGUUGUAAAUGCCUCGAAGCAACAUCUGCCAACAAUAAUAACAAUAAAACCAUUGCUUUUAUGCAACAAAAAUAACGAUAUCAUAAAAUAUAUAAAUGCAAAUUAUAAGAAUAAUAUAUUAGAAAUUCGUCAAUGGUGAGAAUAUACAUAUAUGUAUGUGUAAUGUUUCCAUGUUUGCAAGAUGUUUUCUUGAAUUUUGUGAAACCAACGCCUUAGCAAGGUAUUAAGGUUUUGCUAAAAUCAUAAUUUUACUUCAAGGCAAAUUAAAAAAUAUUUUGCAAUUUAACUAGAUGCCCUUGCUUGCCUUCUUUAAACUUAAAUAUUGGAAAAUUAUUUAAUAGAACGAAAAUAAUGUGGGAUUUAUCCAUAAUAUCUAACUUUCUACUAUUUGUGGCAUGUUUGUUGUCAUCCAUGAUAGAAAAUAGUGACGUAAUGUAAAAUGCAUUUUUUCUUCAUAUUGUUAUUGUUGCUGUCAUUGAUGUUGCUGCAUUGCUUAGCGGACCCAAAAAACGAAAAGGAAAAACAUUAAAAUUAAACACCUAACAAAGAAAGUUCUAUAAUACAAAUUAAACGUAGAAAAAUAAAACAGAUGAAAUGCAAAAACAAUUCCGCGAUUAGCACCGUUGAAAGUUAUAUAAAAUCGCUUAAAAAAUCGAAUUCGUAAGACGUGUAUCGACUUAGGUAGAACUUUGCGAAUGGUUUGCUUCUAACGCAAUCAAUAUCGGCAGGCGACAAGUCACGAGCCGCAUCACUUUACACGUUCUUAUUAAUUUUGGUUAGAAUGUGGUUAAUUGAUUUGCGUUAGAAUUGUUCAUGCAGAGUUUUUGUUUUUAUAUUCACAUUGUAGUACUUUCUUAUGUUAUUUGUCGGAUUGAUGCGUUUUCACAUCAAACUAAAAAAGCAAUGGAAAAUUGUCAAAGAACAAUAUGUUUUUUCCUUUGAAAUCCUUUGUGAAUCAUUCCAUGUCUGAAACCAAAUACUAUUCUAAUACUUGUUUGAACGCAGAUAAAAAUUUUGGACGUGAAUAGUCUUUGUAGUGUUUCAAAGGAAAACGUUAAAAUGAUCAAGUAUUUUCUAAUGAAAAAUAAAACAUUUGCUUUAACGAUGCACAUUCGUAGUAAUAAUAUAAACGCUGCCUUAAGGGACUCGAAGUCAGCUUGACUUCUUAAAAACAAUUAUUUCACGAUUUAGUUCAAAAAUGGAAAAUAAUUCCUUCAAGUUAAACCUGACUAUAUUUAAAAGUAAAUAUGCAAAUUAGACUAAACUUAAAGCAAGAUUAGCUGCUUAUUUACAUCUAUGGUCGGCCACUAUAAUUGAAUAUUUGUAUUUGAAUGAAGACAAAUUCUAUAGAAGCCUCUCUAAAAUAGCGCAACUUUAUUUUCUAAGCCCAUCGACAAGCAUUUCCAUUAUUGCGCAUACUUCAAUAAAGCAACCGACGUAAAUAUUGUGCUAAACAAAAAUUAUACGAAAUUUUUUUUUAUAAGAUACCAAAAGUCAAAAAAUGCGAAAAACGUAAAUAAAUUAAUAUUCGAUUAGUGAGGGACCCGUGUUGUACAUGUCAUUAAAACUGCGUUUAUUGUAUGCAUUUAUUUUGCUCAGUUGGGUUUUGCUGCUUACUUAGCUCGUUUUUGCAAGUUCAUAUUUUUCGUUAGUACUCUUAGUCAUUUUUGAUUAUUACUUACCCUUCGUUUUUUAUUACUAAGAAUUUAGAAAAAGAAUCGAAAGAAAUGUUUUCUUGCGCAUCCUUUUAUAAAAUUAUCAAUGUUUAAAAGAAAAAAUAGCAAAAAAACGCCAAGAGCGUAAGAAAUAUGUAUGUGUUUUUGUUAAGUUUUCUCCCUACUUUUGUACUCCUACAAGCAAAUUCCUCCGCACAUUGAAAA
Molecule: messenger RNA, 6562 nt
Organism: Bactrocera oleae (olive fruit fly)
Lineage: Eukaryota; Metazoa; Arthropoda; Insecta; Diptera; Tephritidae
Gene: Atx2
Product: Ataxin 2
Biological process (GO): cytoplasmic stress granule assembly
Cellular component (GO): cytoplasmic stress granule
Molecular function (GO): mRNA binding
Source: RefSeq, a predicted model, not a curated record